AUGUAUACCAAUUCAGGAUCUGCCAUACUGGCUCUAUAUGUUAAUGCUGUACAUAAACUCUGGAAAUGGCCAGAGAAUGACAGUAAUUCAAUGGGGAAGGCAGGAGCAAGGUUAGUGCCUCAAUUAUGGCAACCUCGUAGUGGGACAAUGAUGACCAAUGAGACUAGUGGCAUGAAUCCGGAAUAUGCUUUUCAUUGCUUUGCUCUGUCCAAUAAUGAUCAGUAUCUUAUGUCGGUGUCAGGAGGGGAAAUUUCCUUUUUUAAUAUGGGGACGUUCAAAACAAUAAAAACAAUCAUGUCUCCUCCACCUGCAGCAACAUUUUUGGCACUUCACCCCCGAGACAAUAACAUCAUAGCAAUUGGCAGCGAUGAUUCAUCUAUUCAAAUAUAUGAUGCCACAUUUAAUGAGGUCAAAACCAAGCUCAAAGCUCAUCAGGAAAGGAUAACUGGCCUUGCCUUCUCUAAUAUUCUUAAUGUGCUUGUAUCUUCAGGAGCUGAUUCUCAGCUGUGUGUUUGGAGCACUGAUACAUGGGAGAAGCAAACAAAUGAAUACUUGCAAAGCCCAGCUGGUCGCUCUGGUGCUUCUCUUGCAGAUACCCGUGUUCAAUUUCACCAUGAUCAAACAUGUUUACUAGCAGUCCAAGAGACACAGAUAGUAAUCUAUGAAGUACCUGCUUUGAAACGGCAUAUGAAGUGGGUGCUACCACUACAAGCAAGUGGCUCAAUCACAUAUGCUACAUAUUCUUGCGAUAGCAAAUCCAUAUAUGUCAGCUUUGAAUGUGGAAGAAUAAGUGUUCUUUCUGCGUCAUCACUUGAUUUGAGAUGUCGAAUUAAUCCCUCUUUAUACCUACCUACCAAUCCAAGCUUACGGGCCUAUCCCUUAGUUGUUGCAGCGCACCCUUCCAAGCCUAAUCAAUUUGCAGUCGGACUUACUGAUUGUGGUGUUUAUCUACUAGAGCCACUAGAAUCAGAAGGCAAGUGGUAUCCCUAACCUCGAAGGUGAUAGGUUUAUACUCAGCAGCCUCUCCAUGAUAUCACGACAUAUUCUUGUGCUUUUGCACUGUUACCAUUCUUUUUCUUCCAGAGGAAAGGCUCCAAAAGCUGUCGAUAUAGCUGUAGGUCAGUUUCUUAGGAGUUAGUUUAGAGGUUGGGGUCAAGUUGGUAGUUAUUGUUACAGUAAAAUGAUGAUCGAUGAAGGUCAUUCAAAGUCCUUCAAGGAGUCAGCAAGGUAGAUUGGGCAUAGCUUCUGCCUCAAAUUUCUUCUCCUCCUUCUAACUUUUUUCCUUCCAUGAAACUUCAUGUAUGUAAUUAGUUUGUACCCUUAAAAGUUACUGAUAUUUUCAAUAUUACCAUCUCUUUCAUU
This is a messenger RNA of Olea europaea var. sylvestris, 1362 nucleotides long. Its product is annotated as topless-related protein 4-like. Bases 1 to 990 code for a protein of 329 amino acids. NCBI's taxonomy places the organism in Eukaryota, Viridiplantae, Streptophyta, Magnoliopsida, Lamiales, Oleaceae. Gene Ontology annotation, molecular function: protein binding. The transcript is spliced from 7 exons. The record is from RefSeq and is a predicted model, not a curated record. Gene Ontology annotation, biological process: regulation of DNA-templated transcription.